This is a messenger RNA of Andrographis paniculata, 1560 nucleotides long. RefSeq lists its product as uncharacterized. Gene Ontology annotation, molecular function: nucleic acid binding; RNA-DNA hybrid ribonuclease activity. Lineage: Eukaryota; Viridiplantae; Streptophyta; Magnoliopsida; Lamiales; Acanthaceae. The transcript is spliced from 6 exons. The record is from RefSeq and is a predicted model, not a curated record. The coding region runs from base 1 to 1560 and encodes 519 amino acids.
AUGUCGAUAUGUGAAAUGGUUAGCCAAUAUUGUUCCGGUAACCAAGAAAAUGGAAAAAUUCGAAUCUGCAUUGAUUUCAGAGAUCUCAAUCUCGCCACUCCAAAAGAUGAGUACGUUAUGCCCAUAGCAGACAUGUUGAUCGAUUCGGCAGCAGGUCAUCGGAUUUUAAGUUUAAUGAAUGGAUAUGCAGGAUGCCCAGGGGCCUUGGGAAUCUACGAAUGGACGGUUAUACCAUUCGGUUUAAAGAAUGCUGGAGCAACAUACCAACGGGCGAUGAAUACCAUCUUUCAUGAUCUGAUCGGGCAAUCGAUGGAGCAAUACAACCUGAAAAUGAACCCAACGAAAUGUGCCUUCGGAGUUUCGGCAGGGAAUUUCUUGGGGUUUUUAGUACAUGAAAAAGGGAUAGAAAUUGAUGCGAACAAAGCCAAGGCUGUUUUGUCAAUGCGGUCGCCUCAGUCGGUCAAAGAAGUACAAAGUUUGUUGGGAAAGGAGCAGCAGAAGGCAUUAGAAGAAAUCAAGCAGGCGUUAAUAAAACCACCUGUGUUGGUUCCUCCAAGAGGGGAUCGCCCCUUUCGGCUGUAUGUUGCAAAUAGCUUUGAUGUCGUGAGUAGCUUGUUGGUGCAAGAAUGGGAGGAUGUUUUUGCGUGUACUCGGUUGGAGCACUAUAUUCUGCCAAGAGAAACCGAGGUGGUUUCCAAAAUGGAUUUAAUCAAAUUAAUUCUGCACAGACCAACCAUGCAAGGGAGAUUAAUGAAGUGGGCUAUCAAGUUGGCUCCUUUCGCGUUGCGACACCGACCUCUCAAAGAGGUGAAAGGGCAGGUUGUAGCCGACUUGUUGGCUGAAUUUGCAAGUGAUCAACCAUUGGAAAACAAAUUAGUGCCGUAUAUAGGCACUAGUUUUUGGAAAAUGUUUUUUGAUGGUUCUCUAUCGAAAGGAAAGUCGGGAGCGGGGGUGAUCUUAGAAGGACCAGGUGGCAGCAAAAUUAGUUUGCAGCUUCAAAUGGAAGAGAUGACACAUAACUCCGCAGAAUAUGAAGCAUUAAUUUUGGGCUUGGAAGCGCUUAUCGCUAAAGGAGUACAAUCUAUCAUAAUUUGUGGAGACUCCCAACUCGUCAUUAACCAAGUUUUGAAACGGUAUGCUUGUAACUAUCCUCAUCUGCAUAGAUACCGAGAUACGGUAUUCCAUCUGUUAUACAAGAUCGCAGAGGUAGUUUUUGAGCAUGUACCGAGAACAGAAAAUCGGUUGGCAGACAAUUUGGCUCAGAGUGCCUGUCGACAAAUGAUUGGGAAUAUUGAUUCCAGGAUUGAUUGGAGAAUAGAAAUUAUGGUGUAUUUGGAAUCACCAAGUUCUGUGACUCCGCUGGGCAUUCGGUUGAAAGCCUUACGCUUCCAGCUUAUCAAAGGGGUUCUGUAUAAAAGGACCUUUGAAGGAGUGUUAUUGCGGUGUUUAGGACCAGAAGAAUCCAUUAAAGUAAUAGAGGAGGUUCAUGGUGGAAUCUGUGGGGCACACCGAGCAGAUUUGCUAAGUGAUGCCAGGAAUGCCAGAGACAUGGUCCAUUAA